This is a messenger RNA of Seminavis robusta, 3228 nucleotides long. NCBI's taxonomy places the organism in Eukaryota, Bacillariophyta, Bacillariophyceae, Naviculales, Naviculaceae. The record is from the annotation of a GenBank genome assembly.
AUGGCAAGCAAAGAAGAUGGCAGCAUGGCGGAAGACGUCAAUGGCAAGUUGGAUCCAUCAUGGGAUCUUGCAGCGGAUAUGAUGGAGAGCGAUGGUGGUGAUGGUGCGGAAGAAGUUGCUAUGAAUGGCCCGACUCUUUCCGCCGAGACGGAGAGUAAUGGUGUGGCAGCGAAGAAGCAUGGUGCUGUGCCGAUUCACCCUGAUACAUAUACAAGCACACCACAAAAUCUAUUGGAAGCCAACAAGAAGCUAGUGGCAUACCCAGCUUCUAGACCAAUGGCGAAAAAGAAAGGAUCAUCAGGCCAUGAUGAACGGCAGCCCAACCAAAGACGGACCCCAGUGGAUGCUGUGGAUACACAAGCAGCACCGAGAGGACAGAGCAUCCCACUGGUUGCAAGGGGGAGAACCAAGCUGGGCAAACUCAAAACCUCCAGGACCAAAGCACCCUCCGAAAAUGUAGCUUCUGCUAGACGGGAACCUGCUAUUCCAUUGGAACCACAGGAUGAUUUGGAGAGAAACCCAAACGCUACUAGUCCUACUGCCACAGCCACUACUACUAAUCCAAUGCCAGUUCCAUCCAACAACAACUUGUUGGUGGUGGCCAAUCCAGUCGCUGAUUUACCCCGAGCAGAGCACUAUGAUGUGACGAGGGAAAAUCAGCGAAAAGAGGAACGAAACAGGCAACGAAAAUGGCAAACCAUUGUCAAGGUUCAGGCAGCCAUCUUUAUCCUUAUUGUGGUCAUACUGGCUGUGGUCUGUUUUCUCGUCUUUGGCCGCAACAACAGCAAUACAACCAGCACAAGUGCACCCACGCUCAGCCCUACUACUAUCCCAUCUCUUCCUCAAAUUCCCACUGCUGCACCCAGUUUUGCCUCCUUCGAGUCCUACGUCACAUCGUUGUUCCCCAACUAUACACGCUCCGCCAUUCUCCAAGACGCGCGGUCGCCGCAAGCCAAGGCAUUUGAAUGGUUACUGGCAGAUCCUGCAUUACAGAGCUACUCGGAAUGGCGUAUUCGACAACGAUUCGCACUCGCCACAUUCUACCAUGCCACGGGCGGACCAGAUCAUUGGGUCUAUGAUGCCAACUGGCUCAAUUACAAUGUGUCCGAAUGUCAGUGGGCAUCCCGUCCCACGCUGUUUGGAUUUGAAAAUUAUGUGUAUAACAUUACCCAUGCCAGUCCUUGUGGGGAGGAUGGCCAGUACUACCAACACAUGUGGCAAUGGGGUAAUGGCCUGCAAGGGAGUCUACCACCAGAACUCUUUUGGGGACUGACAACACUCCGCAGCAUCAGUCUCGAUGCCAAACUGGAUCCACCCGAACCAGGAAGCGGGAGCAAUGACGAGCGGCCCAUUGCAGGAGUGAUUCCCAGUACCAUUGGACUCGUGUCCGAUUUGGAGAUCUUUUCCAUUCAACGACAGCAAGUAUCAGGCAGGUUCCCCUCUGAAAUAGGCUUGCUGCCGUCCCUAAAGGUGAUGAGAUUAGCAAACAAUGCUUUGACCGGAGAGCUGUUCACGGAACUUGGGACCAUGUCCUCAUUGACAUCCUUGCAACUUAUUCGAAACCGGCUAUCGGGAAGCAUCCCCCAUCAAGUGGGAAGAUUGACUGCCAUGGAGACAUUUCAAUUGUUUGGAAAUCAACUUACGGGAUCCAUUCCAACCACCAUUGCCGGCAUGACGGCAUUGAAAGCCAUGAACUUGGACUGGAACCAACUCGACAGUGGCUUACCGACAGAGAUUGGACUCUUGUCGAGUCUCACCGAGUUGACUCUUUUGAACAAUCAACUCACCGGAUCGAUUCAUGCGUCAUGGGGAGCACUCUCGUCCCUCGAAUUGCUUUUGUUGAAUGGGAAUUCGUUGUCGGGAACAGUGCCACAAGAAAUGUGUAGCCUUUCGGCAUUGGCGGCAUUUCAGAUUGAUUGCCGAACGGUCACGUGCCUCCCAGGGUGUAGUGCCUGUUCCCGGGAUUGUUUGGCCCCAACGGCAGUGCCCGUGGCCAUUGACAUGACCGGCAAGCCGACCUUCGAAAUUGGCACCAAUACACCCACGGCAGUAGCAACCCAAGAACCAACGGCCCCUGUUCCCAUUUCCGCUUCUACGCCCGGGCUUGGGGUCCCGAUGAUACCUCCUCCGGAAACGGCAGCACCAUCUACUACUGGAGGACUUGGUAUCCCGGUUGGUGGUGCUCCUGCACCCUCUCCAGCUCCUGCAGGAGGAGGGCGAGAGGACGUUACUCCAGCGCCAUCAUCCACAAGUGAUCCUGGAGGGAUCGGCAUUGGUAUAGGAGACAUUGUUACGCUCCCUAUUCCGAUUUCGGAAGCGCCAACUUCUGAAGAACUUGAUACUGCAAGGCCAACAGGACCAACUUCUCUUGGUAUUCCCAUUAGUGCUCCCAGACCAACUCCAGCACCCACUCCUCGGGAAGUACCAGGUUCUCUCGGUAUUCCCAUUAGUGCUCCCGGACAAACUCCAGCACCCACUCCUCGGGAAACACUUGGAUUUGUUCCUGCACCUGCUCCCGAUCGGCCGGAUGUACCCACCGUUGCCACGAAUGCCCCAUCCUUCCCUGGAGGCGAUGAGCAAGUCACUCGCGCUCCCACCCGUUUGCCCACAACAAUGGAACCAACCACAGAACCUUUAUUAUUUGACAUUCCGGAACCAACCACAGAACCUUUAUUAUUUGACAUUCCUGACUAUAGUAUGGAAGCUCUCAUCGAUCCGCAAUCCCCACAAUCCAUGGCCUAUAGUUGGUGGGGAGAUACACUGGAUCCAAACCGAUGCGAUGCGGAUGGAAGAAUUGUGGCCCUGUCGAUUGAAUUUAUCUCGGAAUUCGUGGGGACGCAUCUUCCCCCCGAGAUUGGUCUUUUGUCCCGAUUGGAAGAAUUGAGCCUGUACGAGUUGGAAAACUUGGUGGCGGAGCUUUCCGACAUGCUGCCCACGCCAGUGCUAUCCCUGCCAUUGACAACCUUGUUUCUGCAUUCCAAUUUGCUGUUUGGGUCCAUUCCAAGCGACAUCUCUGGUCUGACCAGUCUCUCCAACAUGAACCUGCAUGGCCAACAACUGUCAGGAACGAUCCCAAGUGAGAUGGGUCAAUUGGAGAACCUUCAGUUUUUGGCUCUCUACGACAACCCCUCUAUUACCGGUGUGCUGCCUCCAACGCUAGGUGCCCUUGCCUCGCUGGAGUCCAUAUUGAUUCAUCGCACGCUCAUAACGGGGACUGCCGAGUUCUAG